AUGUCCAGGAACAUCUCUUUGACUAGUCGUGGAGAGCCUAUCCAGUAUGAGCAACUUUUCGAAUACACGAACGGACGAUUUCUGGUCAAUGAGAAGCACGAAAUAUCAAAACGAUAUGCCAAAUUUGAUCUCGAUGCUCUCUGCACAGUAGUCUCGUCUUUGCCCUUCGUGUCUUCACCUAUAUCCAAAAUUGAUAAAUUGGAGGGCGGCUUCAACAAAGCAUUGUUGAUGACAGCUGAAAAUGGAAAAGAAAUUAUUACGAAGAUACCGUGUCCUACUGUUGUGCCUGCGGAGUAUAGUACUGCAUCUGAAGCGGCUUCCUUGGAAUACGUAAGGUCUCAUACCUCUAUUCCAGUUUCCAACGUCCUUGCGUGGAACUCUGAUUUCUCGAAUCCCGUUGGGUCGGAGUACAUUGUGUUGGAGAAGGUAAACGGUAGGCAGUUGAUAUCAGUAUGGGGUGAGAUGGGCCAGCUGCAACAGUUCAAGCUGAUUCAAAACCUGGUUCAGCUGGAGAGCCAGUUGGCUUCGAUAGAAUUUCCUGGCUAUGGACAUCUGUAUUUCCGCCAUUCAGCUAAACACGGAAGUCCAGUGAUCCCCAUAAAUGACGAUUGUUGUAUUGGUCCCGCCUAUAACGCGUCGUGGUUUCCACAGUUUCGCAACCAAGAGUACUCUGGCCCGUUUUUGCCAUACCUGAACCUUCUGUAUUAA
This is a messenger RNA of Aspergillus bombycis, 708 nucleotides long. RefSeq lists its product as uncharacterized. Bases 1 to 708 code for a protein of 235 amino acids. Gene Ontology annotation, cellular component: mitochondrion. The record is from RefSeq and is a predicted model, not a curated record. NCBI's taxonomy places the organism in Eukaryota, Fungi, Ascomycota, Eurotiomycetes, Eurotiales, Aspergillaceae. The transcript is spliced from 3 exons.